GGCUAUGUGGACGAUGUCGCUGCAUCCUCCAGCGUCUCGACGCCGUCUAUGACCUCGCAGGGCGCGGACGAGGACAGCGUGUAUUAAAAUUGAUGACGUUGACGAUCUCUUAUGUCUGUUGAGUAUGGUCGGGGUUUCCUUAUGGCAUAUACCUCUCUGCGUCGUUUUCCUCUUUUUUUUUCCUUUCCUUGGUAUUUCCUAUCUCUCCUAUCGGGGGUAAUGUCUUUUGUCGGUCAGGUCAGGCGCCGCUGGGUGUUGAGGCUUCGUUUCCUCGGGGAUUGCUCUUCUGCUCGCUUGCUUGCUUUUCGCAUCUUGCUUCCGCUGCAUUAUCGUUCAUGGGCUCGGCAAAUGGGGGCAGGGUUGGUACGGUUUCGCAUUCACAGUGGUCCAGUGGGAGGACCACCGCUCCCGCAAACCUAAUACCUGCACUGUUGGCUGGUCCAUGUGGAGGGCUCUACUUCGUUCUCCGUGUUUCAUUAACACCGCUUACUGACUAUUUAAUCUUGACUUCACAGCGCUUUCUCUUGUUUUUCUCCUUACUUCACUUCAUCUCGGAUACCUUGUUCGAUAUACUGUUUGUUCUUUCCUUGCAUCUUUCCUAGGCUUUGCGUUUUG
Chaetomium fimeti is the source of this 615-nucleotide messenger RNA. RefSeq lists its product as uncharacterized. The record is from RefSeq and is a predicted model, not a curated record. The coding region runs from base 112 to 420 and encodes 102 amino acids. The transcript has a single exon. NCBI's taxonomy places the organism in Eukaryota, Fungi, Ascomycota, Sordariomycetes, Sordariales, Chaetomiaceae.